AUGGAGCCCGCUCUGGCACCCUGCGGCAACACUCAUCUCCCUCUCUCACUCACCGACCUCACAUGGCCCAACAAGCUUGUGGCCGAGCUUCAUCACAUCGCCAAUGUGAUGGAGAUUCCUUCGAAUGUCAAACGCAAGCAGGAUCUCCGGAACGCCAUCCACAAGACCCUUCCCCGCUUCGCUGAUGAUGCUUGCUUCGAGAGCCUUCUUGCGUACCGCAUUAACCCCGUCCCAGAGAAGACGAGUGCGGACAAGGAAGAUGAAGUUCUCGCAGAGGAGCAGGGACCCGUGGUGCCAGAAAAGGGCGCUCACAAGAAGUUGCUCGACGCCAGUACAACAGUUGAUCCCCCUCCACGGAGUCUUCGUCUUCAUCCAGCUCGUCUCAUUGCUCACGACAAGAAGAUGGUCAGCAAGAAGCAGGAUGCUGACGAGCAAAACGAGGGUGAAGAAACUGAAUCCGAAUCCUUGGCCCCUACGCCUGCACCAAGCGUGACUGAAUCGGAUACAGAGGGCUUUGAGCGCAGAAACGAGAACAUCAUGGAACAGGUCCCCAUUCUUGUUCGAGUUAAUCUGUUUGACUCCCUCAAGCAGCCCAUUGACCAAGUGUAUGUGGACCAGCAUAAGGUGUCCGUGACCCGCUGCAGCACGGGGACCGCUCAUAUUGCCAACCUCACAAGUCUGCUUCCCGAGGCUCUCAAGAACGAUUCUCCUCUCAAAGCUCGUGGGGGGCGCUUCUUUCGGCCGGCUCCGGACCACGGACCCCUGCCCAUCCAUCUUGGUUCUGUAGACGCCAUCUCGCGCGGUGCGGCACCAGGAAUCAAAGUUCAGAUUGUCGAUCAGUACCAGCUGAGACAAGAGGGGGAUCUGUUCAAUUGCGACAUCUUUUGGAGCCCUGCGUCCGGAGAACCUUUGCUCGCUGCAGCGUCACGUGUUGUAGAUGCAGAGACGGAUCAUAUGGGUGGCAAUGGUGACCCUGGCUGCCCGCCUGCUCUGCUGAACAUCCCAGCAGGCGAUCUGCCUCCCAAUGCGCCUGUGUUUACAGGGACUCUUUCCGACGGUCCCAAGCACAUUGCGGAUACCCACACAUCUGUGGAUCCGUUUGUGGCAAAUGCUGACCCUCGUCUGCGCCCCGAGUUUGAGGCUUGGCUCUACGCGCUGGUCAAGUUGACCGUCCCCAAUAUUCCCGAUCGCGGAGAUGAGUGGAAGAAGUGCAAGACUGCUGCGGAUCUUCUCGAGCGUUACAAAGUCCAGAGCGCUAUCUUCGCAGCCCUCAGUGGGAUGCAAGCGGGAACCACAGCCUACCGGGUGCCCAUCAAGUCUGCCCUCUGGCCCGGUGUCCGUUUCAAGAAAUCCUUUGCCUUGCUGGUUUUUGGGUUAAAGACCUCAAAUACUGAUGACAUUGCACGCUACUUUAAUCCGGAUGUUACCUGUUCCGAUGCGGAGAUUGAAGAGUGGGUUGUGAGCGAUGGCAAGGAGAAUGAGCACAUUGGACGGCUCAAGACUAAGAUGUUCAAGGAUCGUCUUGCACCUGCGCUCAAGAGCACAAGGACUGCAUCAUCUCUGGUCCCUGAACUCGAUCGCAGUGCCCGUUAUUCCGCGCAACUCACCAGUGAUCUGACCGGGAUUCUGGGCAUGCUCGGAUUUUAUCCAGCUGACUUCUCAGAAGGCAUGCAAGAUCCGCGAUCGUUGUUUCCUGCUCUUCCUGUCAUAUUGGUCACCAAGCAUCUCUUUUGCGUCUUCUGUCCCGUAGGGGACCUCAACUUGGCACCAACUCUUCGCCGCCGGGAGAAACCGCAUACUAUCUGGCUUUUAACUUCACAGCUUGCAUGGGUCCAGGCUGACGUGUUUGUGGCCCAUUGCGCAUCAUGUCAAGCCGAUUAUCACCCAGACUGUGUCACAUUUCGUGUGACUCCCGAGAACCGAUCUCGGCGUCUCCAGAAGUUGGAUUUCGAUGCGGAUUAUAUCCGUGUCUCCAAGCACGGUGUAUGGGUAUUGCGACGCGUUGCAGAAAUGCAAGAGAGUGCUUUGAAACGAUUUCAUGGAGGAUGGUCAAACUUUGCCGACUGGAUAAACGAUGUCACUCAAUCAGAGCGGACCUUCACCUAUCGCCAAGCUCAACGCUUGUUCAUUGAGCAUUCGGCUCGAAGAUUGCUAGUUUUUCAUGAUCUUGGAUGGGACUUCACUUGCCGCCCGCAUUCGAGUGCUUCGAGCCUGUCAAAGGCUGUGCGAGAAGCUGUUGGUGAAAAUGGUGGCAGCAGCAAACGAGCGAUGAUGCAUAGUUGCACCGAAUGCACCCAUCUUAAACGGUAUCGCUCGGAUCUUGUCAAAGAGGGUGUGAUCUUAGAAGAUGCAAGCGCGCAAGCUUCACGGGGAGUCGCUGGUCUUGAGGAUGAGGAAGAGGAGCUCGCAUUGGGAUUGGAUGGUGUUCAAUCCUCAGACGAUCCAGCCCUAGAUCAACUGGCCAGUCCUAUCCAACAGGGCUCUCCACCUGAGGGUUCGCCGCGAGGCUAUGUCCGCCUCGCUGUCAUGGAUGGCAAGACAAUUACACAUCGACCGGAUCUCAUACGUGUUGAGGUGGAUUCAGCCGGACGGAAACAUCAAACACGGGCAUUCAAUACGGAGACAGCUGAGCAGCUGAAUUCUUGGCUCUCCGGAUUUGAAUCACAACUGCGACAGAUGACGGAUUUCAACUAUGACUUUUUUGUUCAUGUUUUAUUCAUGAUUUAUUCAGAGCGGGUGGAGAGCCAGGUUAGGGAUAAGGAGCAGAAUCUGGACGACGAUUUCUGGGAGGCAGCGCUGGGUACUAACAACUGA
Messenger RNA from Mycena citricolor, 2814 nucleotides. NCBI's taxonomy places the organism in Eukaryota, Fungi, Basidiomycota, Agaricomycetes, Agaricales, Mycenaceae. The record is from the annotation of a GenBank genome assembly.